GGUAACAGCUGCCUUCACUGAGCUCCUCCACUGCCCCAUUUCCACGUCCUACUCCCUCCUGGAAGCUCCUCUCCCCCGAACUCUCCCUGUGCCAUGGCCAACGCCGGCUUGCAGCUGCUGGGCUUCACCCUGGCCUUCCUGGGGUUCAUCGGGACCAUAGCAUCCACAGUGAUGGUGGAGUGGAAAGCCUCUUCGUAUGCGGGGGACAACAUUAUAACAGCUCAAGCUCUUUACGAGGGACUGUGGAAGACGUGUGCCUCCCAGAGCACCGGGCAGAUCCAGUGUAAAGUCUAUGAUUCACUGCUGCAGCUGCCAGGGAUCGUGCAGGGCACCCGCGGGCUCAUGCUGGCCUCUGUGCUCUUCUCCUUCAUUGCCAUGAUGGUGGCCGUGGUGGGCAUGAGGUGCACCACUUGUAUGGCAGAUUCUCCACAGCAGAAGGACAAGGUGGCUCUGGGCGGAGGAGUGGUCUUCAUCAUUGCAGGGCUCAUGGCUCUGGUUGGAACUUCGUGGUACGGGCACAGGGUGGCACAGGACUUUUACAACCCCUUCACUCCCACCAACGCCAAGUAUGAGUUUGGGAGUGCGCUGUACCUGGGCUGGGGCGCGGCCUGCCUCAGUCUCAUCGGAGGGGCUUUCCUUUGCUGUAACUGCUCCGGACAGGGCAGCUCCGGUAAGACGCCCCGCUACCCCCCCACCUCCUCGGGGCAGGGAGGCCGGGACUAUGUCUAAGAGGGUCUGUGUCAACAAAGGGACUGAUUUGCAACGUCAAGGUUUUAAAGGUAGCGCUGUGUAUCUUUUCUGCUGGAGGGUCCAUCACCUGCUUCUAUUGCCUGGAAUGUUCCUGAGAAUGGCAUUACUUUGGCUCUGGUUUUGAUUCUGUGUAACUCCUCUGUGUUUUGUGUAGUUUUCUGUCACCUUCCUAUAGUGAGUCAUAUUUACACUCUUAUUACAGAUGCCCGUCACUGUCAAAUAAAUAAAACAACAAUGACACUUAUUUAUCUCUACCAAGAUAGCAGAUGACACCACAGGGCCAAGUUACAUGUCAGAUCUGUGGAGAGACAAGCCCAUGCACAGUCAGAAUGCAACUUUUAGGUCAAUAAAAAAAUCCAUGUUAUUGAGUAAACACAAGAGGGAUACGUUUAAUGCCAUUCCAGGACAUUCCAGACAAAACAAUGACGUUUUCAUGGAGACAAGCGAGGCAGACCCUUCACCAGUGCACCUGAUUUUUCCAGUGUAGUCAGUCUGAAAUGUUUUGAAUAUUGUGUUUUUGCAGGGACUUUUAUCUAUUUUGGUAUUUUUGGUUGUAGGAAAAAUGCAUUUGUUGAGUGUAUAAAUGUGUAUUUGUAACUCGGAGUGGACACUUGAAAAUCCUGAAGGUUGUUUACAUUAGAACAUUAAAACACAAUUUAGCAAAAAACAAUGUCUAAAAGUUAACAGUGCCACUAAAGUCUGAACUGAACUAAAGUCAUUCAUCAUCUAUGGGCCUUUUGCUGUCAGCUGUCAUGUCAACUGUAUAUUCAUUUAAAUAUCUUUCAUGGAUUUGUAAAAUAAUAAUAAAAAAGUGUUGUUAGAUGA
This is a messenger RNA of Boleophthalmus pectinirostris (great blue-spotted mudskipper), 1575 nucleotides long. RefSeq names its product claudin 1 (gene cldn1). Gene Ontology annotation, biological process: bicellular tight junction assembly; cell adhesion. The transcript has 4 exons. The coding region runs from base 94 to 729 and encodes 211 amino acids. The record is from RefSeq and is a predicted model, not a curated record. NCBI's taxonomy places the organism in Eukaryota, Metazoa, Chordata, Actinopteri, Gobiiformes, Gobiidae. Gene Ontology annotation, molecular function: structural molecule activity. Gene Ontology annotation, cellular component: bicellular tight junction; plasma membrane.